CAGAGGAGCAUCCAAAGGAACACUUUUCCUGCCAUUGGUCAUUGGUCAUGCAGGGCGCCAACAUUUCUUGUAUGUUGUACUGCAGAUGUCACGUGUCUUUCCAUGCAAACGUGCCACGGUGUUAGUGGAGGCCACCUGCUCAUUUGUUUAUGGCAUCUCAUUAUUGUAGUGAUACGUGUCUGUGGUCAAAACGAUCACAAUGGUUUGAAUAAACUGAAUAUUGAAGAUGUGUCGAUAGUGAGGACGGCUUGACUGACAUCUCCAUCUUCCAUUCAGCACCGUUUGAUUCAUUCAGAUAAAUGUGCUUUAAUGGUGAAUAGAGAACCAUAGCGAAUGAAGACCAGGUGAUCAAGGGGGGGUGAUUGCCACUUUGUUCUGAUCAAUAGGAAAUGCAGAUCAUUACAUGUGCCCAUCGUCGGUUAUGUAACCGGUUGGGGAGCCCGUUGGGUUGGCCGAGCGGCUGACGUUACUUCGUGACGACGCGUGAAUCUCAAAGACGCACGGGGACCUCGCAGCUCCAUCAGGGAUGGAGGAGCGCUCGACAUCCAGGAGACAAGCUGAUGCUCGCCUCAGUGUGACUGAGGAGCCCGUGAUGCGUCAGGUAGGGAGACAGUCCCCCUCCGCCUUCGCGCAGCACCAGUGAGACGAGGGAUGCGGUUUAGCUCUGGUGGCGUCCGUCGCUGAGUGAGAAGCUGCCUGUUCUGACACCCGGAGGAGGAAACAUAUUGGCCGCUCUCUGCUGGAGGUAGCACUCGGGAAAGGCAGAGAGCCAUGGCGGGCGCUAAGCUGACUCCUUCUCCCUCGGAGAUCGACCCAGACGUCAAGACCGAGGUGCAGAAAACACCAGAGCCCACUUGGGUCAACCCUUCCAAUCCUCUCCGGACCAUGGGCUCUUUUGGAAGCGAUGCCGGCCAAAGGUAUCAAGAGGAGUACAGUAUGGACUCAACCAAUGCCCAGGUGCAGGUGGAGUUCUAUGUGAAUGAAAACACCUUCAAGGAGAGGCUGAAGCUUUUCUUCAUCAAAAACCAAAGGUCAAGCCUGAGAAUCCGCCUGUUCAACUUCUCGCUGAAGAUCCUCACGUGUGCCCUCUACAUACUGAGAGUCAGCCUGGAUAACCCCAAAGACGACAACCCAUGUGCAACGUGUCGGAACAGCAGUGAGACUAAUGGUACAAAUCCGACAGACAUUGACUGGAAGUUGAUUUUCUGGGUUAACAGACGGGAACCUGUAUGGGCGAUACAGGUGACAGUGGCCUUAAUCAGUUUCUUGGAGACCAUGCUAAUCACAUAUCUCAGCUACAAGGGGAACAUUUGGGAGCAGAUGUUCCAGAUAUCCUUCAUAUUGGAGAUGAUCAACACAGUGCCAUUUAUAAUCACAAUCUUCUGGAAACCGUUGAGAAACAUAUUUGUCCCUGUAUUUCUUAACUGCUGGCUAGCCAAAGGUGCCCUGGAGAACAUGAUUAAUGACUUCCAUCGUGCAAUCCAGAGGACCCACUCUGCCAUGUUCAACCAGGUGUUCAUCCUCAUCUGCACCUUACUGUGUCUGGUUUUCACUGGAGCUUGUGGGAUCCAGCAUCUAGAGAGAGCCGGGAAGCACCUGAACCUGUUUGACUCGUUCUAUUUCUGCAUCGUCACUUUCUCCACCGUGGGCUACGGAGAUGUCACACCACAAAUAUGGCCUUCUCAGCUACUGGUGGUCAUUCUCAUCUGUGUUGCCCUGGUAGUGCUCCCAUUGCAGUUUGAAGAACUAGCAUACCUGUGGAUGGAGAGCCAGAAGUUAGGAGGAAACUACAGCCGCCACCGGGCGCAGACAGAGAAGCAUGUGGUGUUGUGUGUCAGCUCGCUGAAGAUUGACCUGCUGAUGGAUUUCCUCAACGAGUUCUACGCCCACCCCAGACUACAGGACUACUAUGUGGUGAUCCUGUGUCCAACGGAGAUAGACAUUCAGGUUCGCCGUAUCCUCCAAAUCCCUCUGUGGUCCCAAAGGGUCAUCUACCUUCAAGGAUCUGCCCUCAAGGACCAGGACCUGAUGAGGGCCAAGAUGGAUGACGCAGAGGCCUGCUUCAUCCUCAGCAGCAGGAACGAAGUCGACCGAACUGCCGCUGAUCACCAGACUAUUUUGAGGGCUUGGGCUGCCAAAGACUUUGCUCCAAAUUGCCCUCUUUACGUCCAAAUUCUCAAACCAGAAAAUAAAUUCCACGUCAAGUUUGCUGAUCAUGUGGUGUGUGAAGAGGAGUUCAAGUAUGCCAUGUUGGCGCUGAACUGUGUGUGCCCGGCCACGUCGACCUUAGUCACACUCCUGGUUCACACCUCCAGAGGACAGGAGGGACAGUUGUCACCGGAGCAGUGGCAAAGGACAUACGGACGCUGCUCUGGAAACGAGGUCUACCACAUCCGCUUGUGUGACAGCAAGUUUUUUGGCGAGUAUGAUGGAAAGAGCUUCACCUACGCCUCCUUCCACGCCCAUAAGAAGUAUGGCGUGUGUUUGAUCGGAGUGAAGAGGGAGGACAACAAGAGCAUCCUCCUCAACCCAGGCCCCCGCCACAUCAUGGCCGCCACCGACACCUGCUACUACAUCAACAUCACCAAGGAGGAGAACUCCGCCUUCAUCUUCAAACAGGAAGAGAAGCACAACAAAGGCAUGCCCGUCAGCGGCCUCUACGACGCCCCCUCUAGACUGCCAGUGCACAGCAUCAUCGCUAGCAUGGUUGAUCAGGCCACUUCAUUUGGCACUGUAGCCAUAGAUCUCCAAAACCCCGAUCCGCCCGAGGAGAGUGGCAAACUGACCAUACCGACGGAGAACGGCGCUGGAAGCCGCAGGCCGAGCAUUGCUCCUGUCUUAGAGAUCGCUGACUCCUCCGCUAUUCUGCCCUGCGACCUCCUCAGCGACCAGUCAGAAGAUGAGACCAACCAAUCGGAUGAGGAGGGCUCUGUAGGAUCCGAUUUCGUGAAGGGAUACCCUCCCAACUCGCCCUACAUCGGCAGCUCUCCAACUCUGUGCCACCUCCUACCACAGAAAGCUCCAUUCUGCUGCCUUCGCCUCGACAAGGGCUGUACACAUAGCAGCUUUGAGGACGCCAAGGCAUACGGCUUCAAGAAUAAGCUGAUUAUAGUGUCUGCAGAGACGGCAGGAAACGGUCUCUACAACUUCAUCGUCCCUCUGCGUGCUUACUAUCGGCCAAGGAAGGAGCUCAACCCCAUAGUGCUGCUGCUAGACUACCCGCCAGACAAUCACUUCUUAGAGGCCAUUUGCUGCUUUCCAAUGGUUUACUUCAUGGCUGGCACUAUUGAUAACUUGGACAACCUGCUCCAGUGUGGCAUAAUCUACGCUGACAACUUGGUGGUUGUGGACAAGGAGAGCACAAUGAGCGCUGAGGAGGACUACAUGGCAGACGCCAAGACCAUCGUAAACGUCCAGACUAUGUUCAGACUGUUCCCCAGUCUCAGCAUCAUCACUGAGCUCACACACCCAUCCAACAUGAGGUUCAUGCAAUUCAGAGCCAAGGACUGCUACUCACUCGCUCUUUCCAAACUGGAGAAGAUCGAGCGUGAUAAGGGCUCCAAUUUGGCUUUCAUGUUCCGGCUGCCGUUUGCUGCAGGCAGAGUAUUCAGUAUCAGCAUGUUGGAUACACUGCUUUACCAGUCGUUCGUUAAGGACUAUAUGAUUGCUAUAGCGAGGCUUCUUCUUGGUCUAGACACCACGCCUGGCUCUGGGUAUCUUUGUGCGAUGAAGAUCACAGAGGAAGAUCUGUGGAUCAGGACUUACGGCAGACUCUUCCAGAAACUCUGUUCCUCCAGCGCUGAGAUCCCCAUAGGGAUCUACCGCACAGAGUCGCACAUGUUCUCAACCUCAGAGUUCAAGGACAGUUACCCGCAGUCUCAAAUGUCCAUCAACAUAGAGCAGGGCAUGGAGCAUCGCGAGCGCGGAGAGUCCUGGAAGGAGAAGACGGCCCACAGAAACUCCACCACGAGUGACCAGUCGGAGCACCCGCUGCUGAGGAAGAAGAGCAUGCAGUGGGCACGGCGGCUGAGCAGAAAGAGCAACAAACCGUCUAGCAGAGCGGAGCGUAUCUCGCAGCAGAGACUGAACUUGUACCGGCGCUCUGAGCGACAGGAGCUGUCUGAGCUGGUGAAGAAUCGCAUGAAACACCUUGGCCUGCCCACCGUGGGAUAUGAGGAUGUUUCUAAUCUCACUGCGAGCGAUGUCAUGAAUCGAGUAAAUCUAGGAUAUUUGCAAGAGUUGCAGGACAUUUCAGAGCACCCGUAUACAGAGGGGACCAGGCCGUCAGGGCCACAAGCAGAUGAGAUGAACGACCACCAGAACACAUUGUCCUACGUCCUCAUCAAUCCUCCUCCUGACACCAUGCUGGAGCUCAACGAUGUUGUGUACCUUAUCCGGUCCGACCCACUGGCACACAUGCCAGAGGACUCGCAAGUGGGGCAGGCCCGCACCACCAGGAACCAGCAAGAGUUUGGCACAGAGACGAGGGAUGAGACUCACCUCUGAAAUCCCCUCAGUUCUCGACACCCUGACCCUUAACGUCUAAGCCACGCCUGGGCCAACAGAGUUCAUUUGAAGAAGGCUUGUCUGGAGCCAAGAACAGCAGCCCAUAGUGAGAGUGCAGUAUAUGAGAGAGAGAAAGAGAGAGAGGGGGCUGCUGUUACCCACUGAGCUGCUACAGGAGGAUGCAUGAAGAGUGCCUCAUCAUCGACCCCGACUCCCCUCGCACAUCUACUGUACUAACACACGUCACCCUCGCAAAACAAUCUGAACCUGAGAACCAGGCACUGGAAACGGUCCUCUCCCUCCAACCAAAGGACUGAGAGGUCUGAUUAAUGUUGUGAGAGGUCUUUGGACAGUCAAAAGGAGGUUUUUGUGCACAUACUGUACCCGAUAUCAAAUCAUUAUUUCACUCAGGGGUGAAGUUGCCCUUGUGCCACGACUCAGGCCGGUUUCCUUCACGCCUGUUGCUACCUACACUCACAAAGAACUGAACCUCGGUGCAACUACACCUCUCCUCCGUCAUGUUUUUUAUGAGUAAAUGCUAUGGAUUUCUAGCAAUUCAAGCAUUUACCAUGAAAUUACAGUACAUGUGCACUUUUCUUAAUUUAUUACAAAUGUCUGUUUGUUUUUUUUGUCUCUUUCUAAUCAGAUGGGAUUUUCAGUUUCUUUAUGAGCACAAACUUUUUUACGACAUAAGUGAUUAUACACACUGUAGUGGCACCUUUUAUUGGCCAUAUUAGAUUACUCAGCAUUUCUCUCUUUGUUGUUCAGACACUGAAUUUUGUUGUGGUUAUUGGUAAAGAGUGAAUAUUGGUAAUUUAUUUCACUAUUUUAAAUGUCCCAUAUCAUGUCUGCUAUAGUGUAUGUGCCAUUAUUUUAUUUACUCACACUGCUUCGUAAAUAUCUUUGAAAUGAUUUGUAUGUUGUGCUAUUUUGCAUCUAUUUUGUGAUAUCAGUGUUGUAUCUAUAUAUAUAUUUCUUUAUUUUUGAAGUCUAACAAAUGAUUUCAUCUGGUUUUUGCUCAUCAGAGAUGUCAGCCAAUAUGCAAUGAGAUAUUUUUGUUCAGAAAUGCUAAAGAGUAUCAGUAAAUGGAGAAUAUAAAAAAAUAAUUAGACCAAGAGAUAGUCAAAUAUAUUUGUAAAAUUGCAUUCUUCAAUUAUAAUUCAUUAUAGUGUAUUAUACCUCUGAUUUCUCAAGUGUUAUAGGUUGCAUUUUUCUUCAUUGUGCAGUACAGAGAACUCUUUAAUAACCAACUUCAAAGAAAUAGUUUGAAACGAUGGCAAAUGCACUCAUUCGCUGAAGCGAAUAAGUGUGUAUUUCCGAAUUGUUUCCAUUCCUUAUCAGAAAUAUUUUCUGAUAUAUCAUUAUCAAAUUGCCACAAAUGUCAGUAUCAGCCUUCAGGAAAUCAGGCUCUAUUGUUCACAUUAAUUAAAUGUGAUUUCUGCAGUUUCAUAACUGGUAGCAGAAUUGUUUUGCACAGACUGUGACAGUCACAGUCACGUCUAUUUCUAACUCUCCUUUCCAACUUCUAAAGGCCAUAUGUUGUGUAUGAGGCGCUGUCAGUGUGAUUACUCUUUGAUUUAUCAUUCUUCAGCAGUAUGUUUUGUGCACUGACUGUAAAUAGUAAUUUUAUGGAUUCAUUGUUUGCAACAUCGCUCUUUUGUUUCAGUCUCUUCUGUGUGAAAGUGAAAGAGGACUUGAACUAUUUUUGCACUAAGCUCUUUGGGAAUGUCUAGAGCAUAACAGCAUGACCCUUUAAUCUGAAUCUGUACAACAUGGUGGACAGUAUUCAACCAGAUUCUGUGAAGCAAAGAGUUAAAUGUUCAGUAACGACAUGCAUGUCGUUGUUUUGCUUUACCUUGCCAACGUCUAAAGAGCUUAUUUCGAGUGCCGUUCCUAACUGUCAGAGAAACAUGAAAUGAUAUUUUAACGAUGAUGAAUAAUCUCAGAUGGAUUGUUUUCUCUUUGAGAUGUUUUUUUUUUUUUGAGGAAUCAGCAUACGCUUCUUUUUUUAUGUUACCGGUAUGUAAACAGUAUGUAUUUUGCUGAGAGUCCCAUUGAGAUACGCUGUUGAUCUUUGCUCAGUGGCCUCUCACAAGUGUCAGUUUACAGGGCAGGAGAGCUGAGGAGUGAAAAUGUGAGCGACCACGAUGGAUGAUACGCUCGGUGUUCAGAUCCAUUCAUUUAACAUCGUCCUAGGUCCUCACGCCUGACAAAUCACACUCCACAACAAGUUCACUUCAGAUCUCCUAUUGUCCAUACUUACAAUACCACAAGGGGCAUGUAAACACUUAAAAAGCAUGUUUUGAUAUAAAGCUUGCCAAGAACGAUAAUUUUGUACAUUUAGCAGGACAUUUAGCGUGAUGUCCCAUGGCUAGAGAAACCCAUAAUCAAGUCAACUGCUUGCAAGUUGGAGCCAUUUAUUUGAUACUGUGUAUUUAUAUGAAUGGAACAUGCAUGUUGUCUAGGUGUUAACAAAAGCCUACGUAUUAUGUUUACCUCCACUUUAUGUUUUUAAGUCAUUGUCAAAAAAGGGGUUGAUCCAUUUUGUACUAUUUCUUAUGGGAGACGAGUGUACUUCUCGACAUAAAAUAUGAACAAAUAAAUGCUGCAUGCAGCCAGAUGAAAUGUA
Messenger RNA from Larimichthys crocea (large yellow croaker), 7135 nucleotides. RefSeq names its product potassium sodium-activated channel subfamily T member 1b (gene kcnt1b). The record is from RefSeq and is a predicted model, not a curated record. Gene Ontology annotation, molecular function: outward rectifier potassium channel activity; intracellular sodium-activated potassium channel activity. Gene Ontology annotation, cellular component: plasma membrane. NCBI's taxonomy places the organism in Eukaryota, Metazoa, Chordata, Actinopteri, Sciaenidae. Gene Ontology annotation, biological process: potassium ion transmembrane transport. Bases 772 to 4506 code for a protein of 1244 amino acids. The transcript is spliced from 35 exons.